This is a messenger RNA of Punica granatum (pomegranate), 1950 nucleotides long. Lineage: Eukaryota; Viridiplantae; Streptophyta; Magnoliopsida; Myrtales; Lythraceae. The record is from RefSeq and is a predicted model, not a curated record.
UGCCAUUCUUCUCCAAAACUCCACACUCCCUUCGAUCCAAAUCCCGCGACCAGCCGUCGUCCUCUCUCUUUAUACUGUGUCGGCGCUUUAACUCUUUCUUUCCCUCCAACCCCCCCAGUCGCACCCCUUUCCCUUCCCCGUGACUGUCUCUCUCUCUCUCUCUCACCAUAAAACCCACUCCCCGCUCACGAGAGAGCAGAGGAGGAACUCCGCCAUUGACGUCCCAAGAGAUGAAGCCCAUCCCCUCCAUCCUCUUCCCCCUCCUCCUCCUCAUCCUCGGCGCUGCUGCUCCCUCCUCCGCCUCCCACGACUACGCCGAGGCCCUCUCCAAGGCUAUCCUCUUCUUCGAGGGCCAGCGCUCGGGCUUCCUCCCCGGCGACCAGCGCCUCACCUGGAGGGCCAACUCCGCCCUCUCCGACGGAUGGACCUACAACACCGACCUCACCGGCGGUUACUAUGACGCCGGCGACAACGUCAAGUUCAACUUCCCCAUGGCCUUCACCACCACAUUGCUCGCAUGGAGCGUGAUCGAGUUCGGGGACCGAAUGCCCCCGGCCGAGCAGAGGAACGCACUCGUCGCCAUCCGGUGGGCCACCGAUUACCUCCUCAAGACCGUCUCGCAACCCAACCGGAUCUUCGUUCAGGUGGGUGAUCCGAACGUAGACCACAACUGCUGGGAGAGACCAGAGGAUAUGGACACAGCAAGGACAGUCUACGCGGUUGAUGCGCCGAAUCCCGCCUCUGAUGUCGCCGGAGAAACCGCUGCAGCCCUGGCUGCCUCGUCCAUGGCCUUCCAAUCAUCGGAUCCGGGAUACUCCGAAACUCUCCUGAGAAAUGCCAUCAAGGCGUUUGAGUUUGCAGAUACUUACAGGGGGGCUUACAGCGAUAACGAGAACAUCAGAGGCGGGGCUUGCCCGUUCUACUGCGAUUUUGACGGGUACCAGGAUGAGCUACUUUGGGGAGCAGCAUGGCUUAGGAGAGCAACCCAGGGAGAUACUUACCUGAAUUACAUACAGAGCAACCGGAAAACUUUAGGCGCCGAUGACAACAUUAAUGAGUUUGGCUGGGAUAACAAGCACGCCGGUCUCAAUGUCCUCGUAUCCAAGGAAUUCCUGGAAGGAAACAUGUACGAUCUGCAGUCCUACAAGGCCUCUGCAGACAGCUUCAUGUGCACCCUUAUCCCAGAAUCGACCUCCUCCCACAUAGAGUACAGUCCGGGCGGCCUCAUCUACAAGCCCGGUGGCAGCAACCUCCAGCACGCCACCACCAUCGCCUUCCUCCUCCUUGUCUACGCAGACUACCUCUCCCGUGUCCCACAGUCCUCCGUCAACUGCGGCGGCAUCUCGGUGGGGCCAGCCUCCCUUCGCCGGCAGGCCAAGCGCCAGGUAGACUACAUCCUCGGGGACAACCCCAAGGGCAUGUCCUACAUGGUCGGGUACGGGAACUACUACCCGCAGCGGAUCCACCACCGAGGAUCGUCCCUGCCAUCCAUCAGGGACCACCCCCAGUUCAUCGCCUGCAAGGAGGGUUCUGUCUACUUCAACUCCUCGGGCCCAAACCCGAACGUCCUGGUCGGGGCAGUGGUUGGUGGGCCCGGGGAGGACGAUGCAUACGACGACAACCGGGUCGAUUUCAGGAAGUCCGAGCCAACCACCUACAUCAAUGCUCCAUUGGUCGGGGCGCUCGCUUAUUUCACCGCAAAUCCGGAUCCGAGCUGACAAAUGACGAUAGUUACAAAGGCGCCUGCAAAGAGGAGGCCAUCAUAAUUAAUUGUUUUGGUACAUAAUAAAUAGGGGGAAAGGGGUGUCUCUCAUCUUGGGCUAGAAGUAAGCUGAAAGCCUAAGAAGGAAGAGGCUUUCGUUCAUGUUUGAUUCAAUAUCAGGACGUUGAAAUCAAAUACGUACUACAAUUUUAAUUGCCCCAAAAGAAACUCAUCGCGGCUUCUUUCAA